AUUAUCACUUAAUUUCUGCUAGAUGACGUAUUCACUAAGCAUUAUGGAUUAUUCUUUGUGUAAGGUGUAUAUAUCCAUAUAUCUAGUGGAAGCUUAUCUUUUUAGUUUCCAUAGUUCUCUAGCCUUUGUCUUGUUUUAGACCUCCAGGCCCAAGUUUCCCACCCUAUUGUAGGUGAUUUGCCCGCCCAUCCCACUGUUAGCUCAAAUCCUUGUUGCUCAAACAGCAUGUUGAAUUUUACAAAUACUCCAUAGACCUGUUUUUAUUAAGAUCAUGUUGAGUCAGGUAAGGUAAAGGGAACAGGAGGGAGGUGUUAAUUUUACAAUGUAGAUAAAGUGUUCUUUUAAACUAAGGCUAGUGUUUAGUGCUUUUUGUACAUAGACAGUUCUUUUACCCCUGCAGGGGUUUCAGGGAAAGUAACCCAACAGCCCCAGCCUGUAGGUUGUAGUCACUGAUCUACAGUCCUAUUGCUUUGCAGAUCAUCUUUGAAAAACCAAAUCUAUUAAACUGUUAGGUUGAGCCAAAUAUAACUGCAGAAUGCUGCUAUUUGACCAAUUUCCACUUUAAAUAAUUCCAUUUAUUAAUGUAACCAAAUAUUGGGACAGUCUGUAUAUAUCAAUAGAUGUUUCUGUGCUGGGACACUUAGGGUAAGACAGACAUAAUAUUUCCAGAGAAAGGGGACGAGGACCGCUAGGGAGAGGAUAUGGUAGGACCCUGAAGGUCCCCCACUCUUGGAGCUCUCAGAGACUGGGCCGCAGGAUGCACCAUGCACUCUAAGCAGGGCUUUUCAGCCUGGGCCGCCGCCUGGCCACGCCCCUCCGCGGCCGCCGUAGCGCGUAGUUGCGCGCGUUGUCCCGCGCUUUCUGUGACGCAGGCGCCGUGGGCUUUUGAGCGCGGAAAAGAAAGUCGGGCAACGCUGGCUCUGCUACAGCUUUGAACCGCUGUGUUCUCAAAGACCGUCCUCGGCCCAACAUGGGGCUGCUGGAGCUGUGCGAACAAGAGUUUGGUACCGCCGACCUGUACCGGGUGCUGGGCGUGCGGCGCGAGGCCUCGGACGGCGAGGUCCGACGCGGCUACCACAAAGUGUCCCUGCAGGUGCACCCAGACCGAGUGGAAGAGGGCGACAAGGAAGACGCCACCCGCCGCUUCCAGAUACUGGGGAGAGUCUAUGCCGUUUUAAGUGACAAGGAGCAGAGAGCGGUGUACGAUGAGCAGGGGACAGUGGACGAAGACUGUGCUGUACUCAACCAAGACCGGGACUGGGAGGCAUACUGGAGGUUACUGUUUAAAAAGAUAACUCUAGAAGACAUUCAAGCUUUUGAAAAGACAUACAAAGGUUCCGAGGAAGAGCUGGCUGAUAUUAAGCAGGCCUAUUUGGAUUUCAAGGGUGAUAUGAAUCAGAUCAUGGAGUCUGUGCUGUGUGUGGAGUAUACAGAGGAACCUCGGAUAAGGAAUAUCAUCCAGCAGGCUAUUGACACUGGAGAGGUCCCGUCCUAUAAUGCCUUUGUCAAAGAAUCAAAACAAAAAAUGAAUGCAAGGAAAAGAAGGGCCCAGGCAGAAGCUAAAGAAGCAGAAAUGUGCAGGAAGGAACUGGGCCUUGAUGAAGGAGUAGAUAACUUGAAAGCGCUCAUUCAGAUGUAUAAUUUUGGUUUCAAGAAGCAGGCUGCACUACCUUUGAGAGGACAGACAAAAAAAGGAGUUUAAUUUGGAACCAGCCCUUCAAAGCUUCAAACUUCUUCAGCUUUCCAGAAUGGUUGGGAGGAAUAAGUAGCCAAAAGCUCUUUUUCCUUCCUAACAUCUGAGAAGCACAGAUGGCCACUCAGCUCCAUUUUGGACCCAGGUUAUCUCCCAGUGGACUUGUGAUGACUGCAAUAAAGAAAAUUUACAUGAAAGUGUGAUCUCAUGAUGCCAAAAGAAAGAAAACAUAAUGCUGGAAAGCAAAUAUGACUGUGGAUGGCUCUACACAGAAGAACUGAAAUAGAUUAUUUCCCUGGCUUUAUAGAGUUUCAGAAAGCUCUUCAUCUAAAAACAAAUUCUGAUCUGUAAUUAGCUUCACCAGCUCAUAUGUUUAGGACAAUUGAAAAACAGAAAACCAAAGCAAGGAAAAUCUGUAACUUCUAAUGAGUAACAUGAGGGAGCAGGGUUUAGAACAAACAGUUGUUAUAUUAUUUAAUAACGUUUUGAUAUUAUAAGACAUUAGAUAUAUCAUCUUCAUCAUUUAAGUGUAUGAUUCACUCGUGUUAAGUAGAUUCACAUUAUCACGCAGAUUUCUGUAACUUGUCUUGCAAAAGUGAAACUCCAAUGGCUCUUUCUUCUCUCCAGCCCUUGACAAUUGCCUUCUGUUUUGUUGCUCUAAUUUCUGACUGCUUCAGAUACUUCAUGUGAAUGGAAUCAUAGUACUUGUCCUUUUGUGAUUGCUUAUUUCACUUACAAUAAAGUCUUUGAGGCUCACCAA
Cavia porcellus (domestic guinea pig) is the source of this 2453-nucleotide messenger RNA. It is a transcript of the gene Dnajc9, whose product is annotated as DnaJ heat shock protein family (Hsp40) member C9. Gene Ontology annotation, cellular component: nucleus; cytoplasm. Bases 971 to 1702 code for a protein of 243 amino acids. The record is from RefSeq and is a predicted model, not a curated record. NCBI's taxonomy places the organism in Eukaryota, Metazoa, Chordata, Mammalia, Rodentia, Caviidae. The transcript is spliced from 6 exons. Gene Ontology annotation, molecular function: heat shock protein binding.